GUAUACAUUGCUCCAGAAGUUCUAGGUCACAGAUGGGUCCGUUCUCGAUCGACAGCAUACAUUGUAGAAAGACCGGAACGAUUGCGAGCUUCACUUUUAGGUUUGUCUGCAUUAAUAGGAAAAUCUUUCGAACAUUUGUCGCAUCCCGAAUCGAUAGCGGAAGAUCAAAAGGUAGACGCAUUGACAGAUAGCAUUGCCUCUGUUUCAAUCGCACAAUCUUUUGGAAAAAGUACAAACUCUAUACAAGCCCUGAUAUCCCGAUCGAAGGUCUCACUGGCGAAUCCAAAUAAAGGCUUACUGUCUGUGCAUGGAUGCGAAGAGGGAUCAGUGACAUUGGACGAAAUCGGAGACGAACCGGCUUACUCUAUAGAAAGCGGGAGAGGAGUAUUAUCUGAAGUGGAUUUACUUCGACAAGGCUCACAAGGAGCAAUUGAAGCAUCCCUCGGUGCAUGUUGCAUGGCAUUAGAUCGAAUUGUUCAACAUUCACAUUUACAUUUAUCGAAAUCUUCGGUCAAUCGCUCGACUCCAAGCUCAAUUGGUCGUAGAGCCUUUGUGCUUGCAAGACCGCCUGGUCAUCAUUGCUCAUCAAAAAAUCCGUCUGGUUUCUGUUGGGUGAACAAUGUGGCUGUUGUAGCAGCUGAGGCGUACGCAAAACAUGGUAUUGAUCGAAUCGCAAUACUUGAUUUUGAUUUGCAUCAUGGUGAUGGAACACAGUCGAUUGUCUGGAGAAUCAAUGAAGAGACUUCUAGGUUGGAUGCAGAUCGGGAAGCUAGGAAAAAUCGCUGGUCAACAUUAUUGGGCAGACGUGGACUCAAAAUGUUCUAUGGCUCCUUGCACGAUAUCGAAAGUUUCCCAUGUGAAGACGGAAAUAAACAAAAAGUAUCCGAUGCAAGUAUUCGAUUGGAAGGUGGACAUGGACAGUGGAUUUGGAAUAUUCACCUGGAUUGUCAUGCCAAUCGUGAUGAAUUCCUCUCUGCAUAUGAGAAAAAAUACAAAGAUUUAAUCAAGAAAGCCCAAGAAUUCUUUGAGAAUACACAAUCUACAUCACAAUCCAGUAUGGUGAUCAUUUCAGCUGGCUUUGAUGCUUGUGUACAUGAAACGCCAGGGAUGCAACGGCAUGGCAAGAAUGUUCCAACCGAGUUUUACACGAUAUUCACCCGUGAUUCAGUUCGAUUGGCCGAGAACUUUUGCGAUGGUAAAUUGAUGAGCGUUUUGGAAGGAGGAUAUUCUGAUCGUGCUUUAACGACUGGUGUGAUUUCGCAUUUGGCCGGCAUGACGGAUGAUCUUAAAGAAGGAAUGGAAGAU
This is a messenger RNA of Meira miltonrushii, 1305 nucleotides long. RefSeq names its product Arginase/deacetylase. Gene Ontology annotation, molecular function: histone deacetylase activity. The record is from RefSeq and is a predicted model, not a curated record. The transcript is spliced from 4 exons. The annotation marks the transcript as partial. Gene Ontology annotation, cellular component: nucleus. Lineage: Eukaryota; Fungi; Basidiomycota; Exobasidiomycetes; Exobasidiales; Brachybasidiaceae.